AUGGUCGCCGAACAACUCACCAUCCGCAACAACACCAGCACUCCCAUCAUCCUCAAGCGCAUUGAGCGCUUCGAGGCUCCCAAUCAGAGCAGGGGAGAUGAUAUCGCUUUUCUCGCAAAGAACUUCACCCGUGUGCUCACCAACACGACUCGCACGGUCGAGCCCGUCAAGGCCAUUCAUGUAGACACCCGUCCCUUCGAGGAGCACAACGAUGUCGACAUCCGCCUCGAGCCCUUUACAACCCACAGAACCGACCAAAGGGCAUUCAUUCACUCUGAUAAGGAACGCAUGCGUCUGACGUUCGAGGUCGAUGGCGAACGCCACUCCAUCCAGACGCCCGUGCCAACUACAGAGUCGGCCACCAUGAAUUCUGAGUCCGAGAACCCCAGGUACCGCUUCACGGGCGUCUACAUCACCCCCGAGUCGCACCUGGCGGUCUUCUCAUCGGCGAACCUGAACGCAUGGAUGGGCGAGCUGCGCGAUGAUACAUUGCUCUCCGCGCUCUCUAUCCCUGGCACUCACAACUCACCAACCUGCCACAUCGCGCCGCCCUCGGUGCGCUGCCAGGCCGUCAGCCCGCGGGAGCAGUUGAAGAACGGCGUGCGCUUCUUCGACAUCCGCGUUCAGCCUCAGUACCCCGAUGAUCCUGCCAAGGAUGAAUUGAUCCUCGUCCACAGCGUCUUCCCCAUCUCGCUCACCGGUAACAAGUACUUCCGCGACUUGAUGAAGGAAGUCAACGAGUUCCUGGAGCAGAAUCCCUCCGAGACACUCAUCAUCUCCCUCAAGCGCGAGGGUCCCGGCAACGCCACGGACGAGCAACUCGCCAACAUUCUUUCUCGUCAUUACGCCCGUCCCGACAGCCGCUGGUGGGUGCGACCCAAGAUCCCCACUCUGGGCGAAGCUCGAGGCAAGGUCGUUCUCCUCCGUCGCUUCAAUCUGCCCGAUGAACUCAAGGGCGAGCACGGCGGUAAUGGCUGGGGUAUUGAUGGCGCUGCGUGGGCAGAUAACACUCCCAAUGCGACCUGUCCCAGUGGCCACCUCUGUAUCCAGGAUUUCUACGAGGUCCAGGAAACCACCAACAUCGAGGAGAAGGUUCAAUUCGUCAAGGAACAGAUUGACCGGGCGAGUAAAUGCCGCUAUCCAUUCGGGGAGCUGCCCGGUCCGGUCGAGGCUCGCGAGUUCCCGUUCUAUAUCAAUUUCCUUAGUGCCAGCAACUUCUGGAAGACCAAUACCUGGCCCGAGAAGAUUGCUGCUAAGGUGAAUCCCGCCACGGUUGACUAUAUCUGCCGUCGUGAGAGUCAUGAGGACGGUGAUUGCUCCACUGGUAUUCUGGUGACCGAUUGGGUUGGUCUGGAUGGGGAUUGGGAUCUUGUGCGCUGCAUUGUUGGCAUGAACGCCAAGCUGCGCUUGAGAGAGAACUAG
Penicillium subrubescens is the source of this 1422-nucleotide messenger RNA. Its product is annotated as phosphatidylinositol-specific phospholipase C. Gene Ontology annotation, biological process: lipid metabolic process. Bases 1 to 1422 code for a protein of 473 amino acids. Lineage: Eukaryota; Fungi; Ascomycota; Eurotiomycetes; Eurotiales; Aspergillaceae. The record is from RefSeq and is a predicted model, not a curated record. The transcript has a single exon. Gene Ontology annotation, molecular function: phosphoric diester hydrolase activity.